This is a messenger RNA of Racocetra persica, 2415 nucleotides long. Lineage: Eukaryota; Fungi; Glomeromycota; Glomeromycetes; Diversisporales; Gigasporaceae. The record is from the annotation of a GenBank genome assembly.
AUGAAGACUCUAUCAUAUAAUUGGGCCUUCAUAAUUAAAUUUAUUGCUAUUUCUUUCUUGGCCGUUUUGCCAACGGGACUUACGCAAAAUAUAAUAAACGAUUCUAAUUUUACCUAUACUGAAAGACCUAUCCAGUCUAAUCUUACUGGUGCUCAACCGCGCAUUAUAGAUAUUAACCAUUAUCGGGACAGUCAAAAUACUGCAAUUGUUCGCAUCGCUCGAGAUAAUUACAUAGCUGGCAUUAAUAGAUGUUUUGAGCAAAGAUUAUUACUCCGCGUUAUUCAAGCAAAUGGAAGUGUUAUUCCAAUAAAUUUUGAUAAUAUCGCAGAAAUACAAGAUAUCAAUUAUUGCAUUGUUAAUGGUGCUAAAAAUCCUAUAAGCUUUUACCCAUUAUUUGAUCAAUAUAUUCUAGUAACAUACACUCAUGCAACCGAUACUUCUGAUAAUACAACCUUUAUGGAUAAAGGUGUGGUUAUAGAUUGGAGCGGGAAAAACAUAAGGUCUGUUAAUAUUACGCUUGAUUUUGGUCCAUCAUACUUGCUCCCACGCACCACUAUUUGGAAUCCAAGUACAUUUAUAUCAAUUAAUGUCACUCCUAAAAGAGGAUUUUUAUACCUAUCUGCGGUUAAUGGAACAAAUGAUUUCGAAUGGAAACAAUACGCAUAUAAUGGUGAUGGAAGCUUCAGUUUAUUACAAAGUGAUAAGAAUUAUAAUAUAGCUUUUAACACCUUUCAAGUUACCGUAUUUGCUACUUUAAAUGGUGGUUAUGCAAUUGUGUAUGCUAACACGACCAUCCCAAGUACUUCCUCUAACUCGUUAGCAGCUCAAUUUACCGCGAAUGCUGGAAUCUAUGCCAUAAUAUUGAAUUAUAAUCAAUCAUAUACAAGCAAUCCAAUUAUUUUACAUGAAAUGUCUACCCCCAAUUUUAUUGUAAGAUUCACUACAUUGUAUUGCUCUGUUGAUUAUGUCUAUAUUGGUCAUCAAUUGCGUUUUCUUUCCUCUGGAUCCGUUCUUAAAUUGGAUCCUGUACUCAACAUAUCUUCAAAUACCACCCCGAAUAUUAAAAUACUACCUCUCGGGGGAUACGCUGUAGUCUUACGAACUUUUAUUGGUCAAGCUGUGAAUUUCACUUUUAAUCUUUACGAUGAAGAUAAUAGACAGUACAAUCAUGCACCUAUCAUUUCAAAUUUAUUUGGUGCUUUUAUUAUAUUAAAUAAUAAUACAAUGAUAAUAGCUCAAAGCGAGACUACUACUUCUUGGAGACUUUUUUCAAUCGACCUUCCUCGACUUGCUUCAUAUAAUGCAUUGAAUACUGAAGAAAUUAGUAUUACGUUUCAUGAUCGCGUUUCAUUUUCAUUUUCGGAUGCUAAUUUAACUAUUUAUCAAAGAAUCAAUCAAACUAAUAUUGUUCGACAAUUAAUUAAUGCAAAAAUUUGUAAUAAAUGUACUGCCUCUGACAAAGUUAUCACACUUGGUGUGUUUAAAUGUACUUUUAAUGAUCCAAGUGGUCAUUAUUUUAUACAAAUGGAUAAUAAUUUCGUAAAAAGUAGUGAAUAUGGCGAACCCAUGCUUGGAAUUGACUCAGAUAUGUGGACUUUUCAAACAGAUAAUGGAAGAUUGGAAUCAAAUAAUCAUUAUCAAAUUGAUACAUCUUCUAUCGAAUUAAAAACUCUUAUCUCUCUUUCUAUUAUUGCGGCAAAAAGUAGUGACAAAAAAAAUACCAAUGCGAUCAAAGAUGAUUUAAACCUACUAAUACAAAAUAAAAAAUUUACAAACUUAUCAACAGGAGCUUCCACAAACUAUUUAGACGAAACUUAUGGAUUUCAAAAAGCUGGUAAAACUAUCGAAAAUUUCGCCAUUAUACAACUUGGAAUUGCCAUGUUUCGUAUUGUCACCAUUACAGCGUUUACUUUUACUGAUGCUAAAGGAUUCAACUUAAUUCUAGCAUUUUCAAUAUUAUUUAUGCAACGAAAUAACAAAUUUGUCGAAUGGUUUGCAAAAUACGGAAGAGUCGCCACUUCAUUCGCUUUAUUAUCUGGUUCAAGUAUUGAUGUGCUAUUAGUAUUAAAAUCAUAUUUGAUGAAAUUUGAACUUUUCAAUGCUCCAUUCUCUGAUAAAUCAUUGAAAUGGAUUUUUUGGGGAUCUUGUGCUGACGUAAUUUUGGCAGAUAUUCCACAAUUUAUUAUUCAGAUAUUUUAUCUUCUUUAUAGUGUCGAAAUCGAAAUUCUUUUAAUUUUCUCUUUAAUCGCAUCAGGUCUUUCAGUGCUUUCCAACUUACUUAGUAAAUUAUUCUUUAUUAAAUUUAAAGCAUAUUCCCCUUAUUUAAGUACAUUAUAUGUACAUCAUGCUGUCGAAUCUAAUGAUUUAGAUGAAAUUAGAGAUCAUAAAACUACUGAAAAUAACAAAGAUAUAUAA